Acipenser ruthenus (sterlet) is the source of this 1347-nucleotide messenger RNA. Its product is annotated as CB1 cannabinoid receptor-interacting protein 1-like. Gene Ontology annotation, biological process: negative regulation of signaling receptor activity. Gene Ontology annotation, molecular function: type 1 cannabinoid receptor binding. Gene Ontology annotation, cellular component: plasma membrane. Lineage: Eukaryota; Metazoa; Chordata; Actinopteri; Acipenseriformes; Acipenseridae. Bases 282 to 770 code for a protein of 162 amino acids. The transcript has 3 exons. The record is from RefSeq and is a predicted model, not a curated record.
AUUGCUCUCUCCUACAAAGCUUAAUGUUAUAGCUUUAUGACAGGGAACGCAGAGCAGUCUUGUUGUCGUGAGCUGUGUAAAGUCGAUUAUGUGUGCAACUGGUGAAGGAUUAUAAGGAUUAUUUGCCGAUCUGGUUAAAAUUUGACUAGGAGUUAUAUGUGUUUUUACGUUUUUGUCCCAUGGGGGGCUACGUCACACUAUCUCUCUCUUCUUAAGCUCACAGUCUCUUUAAGCAAGGGAACCCAGAUCAAACACAUCCAAUAGGCCUACCUUAAAUAACAAUGGGGGACACUCCACAAUUAAUAAAAAUCGCUGUUUCUCUCAAAAUACAACCCAAUAACGGCCCGGUAUUUUUCAAAGUAGACGGGCAGAGAUUCGGUCAGAACAGGACGAUAAAAUUGCUAACGGGAUCCAAGUACAAAAUCGAAGUGGUUGUGAAGCCAGGAGCAAUUACAGCACUAUCAAUGGGUAUAGGUGGAGUGAACUUCCCCUUGGAGCAGAACUCUAAAGACCCUCAAGUUGUCUCUUACACUGGAAUCUAUGACACAGAAGGAAUGACCCAUACCAAAAGUGGGGAGAGACAGCCUGUGCAAGUGAAUAUACAGUUCAAUGAGGUUGGCACUUUUGAGACCGUUUGGCAAGUUAAAUACUACAACUACCACAAGAGGGACCACUGUCAGUGGGGGAACAGCUUCAGCAGCAUUGAGUACGAAUGCAAACCCAGCGAGACACGCAGUCUCAUGUGGAUCAACAAGGAGAUGUUUCACUGAGGUUCAACAGCAACAACAACAACAAAAAAUUGGACAAUAUCAAGGACUCUUGAAUAUCAACCAGUAAUGAGCUUUGCAACAGGUAUGCAUAUCAAACAACAUCUUCGUAGUAGAAUAGUCACUUGUUGUAUUUCAGUUUCCCUAAACCUGGUUAUGUGGAUCUGAGGUAUGUCUGUCGAAAAUACUGUGUUGAGUGGAUACAGUUUUUGUACUCAAUUAUUGUAUUUAACUUGUCUACCUCUGGUUAGGACAAGCAGAAUCAAUAAUUAAUAAUUUUUUUCUUACAACAGUUACAUAGAUAAUAUCAGUAGUCUUUUUAUUUAUUUACUUUAAUUGUAAUAGUGUCCAUAUCUUAACUUCUUUAGCAUAUCUGUGUUUUCUUUUCAAUUAUGGGAAUUCAGCAUUGUAUGGUGAAGCUGCAUUGUACUAUGCUUGAUAUCGUUUUGUAAAAAAGUAAAUAGUAUUAUGUGUUAUUUUGUAACGUUUAACUGUUUUGAAUAAUAUAUGAAUUAUAUGAAAUACAAAAUGUGCUCAAAUUCUUCAGAUAAUGAUAUGCAAUAAACUCAUCAAUUUAAAA